Molecule: messenger RNA, 784 nt
Organism: Suillus subalutaceus
Lineage: Eukaryota; Fungi; Basidiomycota; Agaricomycetes; Boletales; Suillaceae
Exons: 3
Coding region: 35-784 (249 amino acids)
Source: RefSeq, a predicted model, not a curated record
AGUCAAGUCUCACAGAGUCGCAUCAUUCUCUCCAAUGGCACCACACCGCAGGCAAGCAGCCCAGACAAAAGCCGAAAAAGAUGCCAUUCGCGAGGCCAACAUCAAAGCUGCUAUCCAAGCUGUUAGAGAGAAGAGGGCUAAAAACCUCUCAGCUGCAGCUGGCCAGUUCAACGUGCCAUACCAUACCCUUCGUCGACGCCCACAAAUUCCAAAGCGAGAUCGGCGAGCAGAACAGGAGCGUUCUCAAGCUGCAUUCACCGGCACAAUCAAGACCAAGAAGCUGGAGGAGCUACGCGACUUAGCCGCAGCCUUGCGGUUACCUGAGACUGGACUCAAGGCUGAGGUGUUCCAGCGGAUUCUCCAGCACUUUGACGGCAACACUGACCUCAAGACAAAUCCACGGUAUGAGGGUUUAUUCAACCCUACCCGUUCUCGCAGGCGCCGUCUCGAUAACGGUGAUAACACUGCGGAAUUACCGCAGGACGCGAUUCCCCCAUCAAAUCCAGUUCGCGAGCCGUUCGGAUACCAACCUCAGCCUGCACCUCAACCCUCGAUGUCGAGAAACGAAUUUCCCCCACCUGGGUAUGCACCCCUACAUUAUCCAAUGCAGCAUCCUGCACCUCAGCCUCAACAUAUUUCGCACCCUCACUUUGCACCGGCGAGUCGCAGUAGCGCAGAUUUCCGAGUUGGUGAUAUGGUGCAGACUCAGCACAGAUUAGAGGUGGACCCUGAGUUUUAUCGGGUUUGCUCCGACACCACACCACAUUAUCCUAAAAAUCAGUAA